AUGUGGGUGUCUCAAUUGACCCUUCUGCUGGCCAUCACGGCUGCCCAUGCCGCCCCCUCGCCCGUCAAACAUGUUCUCCAUGAAAAGCGGCAUGCCCCGUCUAUGGACUGGGUCCAGGGUGCUCGGGUCGACGCCCAUGCCAUCCUCCCCAUGCGCAUCGGUCUGGCGCAGAAUAACCUCGAAAAGGGCUAUGACUUUCUGAUGCAGGUCUCCCACCCCGACUCUCCCACGUAUGGCCAACACUGGACGGCAGAUAAGGUGCACGACACCUUCGCCCCAUCCGCUGAGACCGUCGAGGCCGUCCGGGAAUGGCUGUCGUCUGCGGGAAUCCAUGGCUCGCGCGUGGUUCAUUCCGACAACAAGGGCUGGCUGGCGUUUGACGCAUAUGCCCAUGAAGCCGAGAGACUGCUGUUGACCAAGUUUUACGAGCAUGAGCAUUCUCGCAGUGACGGUGUGCGCAUCGGAUGUGAUGGAUAUCACAUCCCCCAACACCUGCAAUCGCACAUCGACUACAUCACUCCCGGCGUGAAGCUGACCCCCGUGGUCAAGAAGCGCACGAAUGUCAAGCGGGCCUCGCAGCUCGCUCACUCCAACGUACACUCGGUCUCCCUUGACUCUUCCUCAUCUCCGUCCGCUGCAGCCAAAGCCCUCCCCUCCGACCUCCAGACCUGCGGCUACAACAUGACCCCUCCGUGCAUCAAGGCCCUGUACUCGAUCCCCGACGCCACCAAAGCAGCAAAAGGCAACUCGCUCGGCCUCUACGAGCAGGGCGACUACUUUGCCAAGUCCGAUCUGGACCUUUACUAUGCACACUUCGCCCCCUGGGUGCCACAGGGGACGUAUCCCACCCCCGCGCUCAUCGACGGAGCCAACUUCUCCGCCCCGGCUGACAGCGCGCUCAACACGGGCGAGUCGGACAUCGACAUCGACAUGGUGUACUCGCUCAUCUACCCGCAGUCCGUGACGCUGUACCAGGUCGACGACCAGCUCUACGAGCCAGAGGAGGUCGCAACCACCAACCUCUUCAACACCUUCCUCGACGCUCUCGACGGG
This is a messenger RNA of Aspergillus thermomutatus, 1053 nucleotides long. RefSeq lists its product as uncharacterized. Gene Ontology annotation, molecular function: tripeptidyl-peptidase activity; serine-type endopeptidase activity. Gene Ontology annotation, biological process: proteolysis. The record is from RefSeq and is a predicted model, not a curated record. The annotation marks the transcript as partial. The transcript has 3 exons. Lineage: Eukaryota; Fungi; Ascomycota; Eurotiomycetes; Eurotiales; Aspergillaceae.